Miscanthus lutarioriparius is the source of this 1380-nucleotide messenger RNA. The record is from the annotation of a GenBank genome assembly. Lineage: Eukaryota; Viridiplantae; Streptophyta; Magnoliopsida; Poales; Poaceae.
AUGGCUUCGCCCUACGCCGGCGGCGUGCAGCCUCCCUCUCCCGCUGCGGCGGUGCAGCAGCAGAACCAUUCUCUGGCGUUCCGCGUGAUGCGGCUGUCUCGCCCCUCGCUCCAGCCAGACCUGGCCGCGCUGCUCCGCUUCGACCCACGCGACGUCUUCCUCCCUGAGGACGCGCUCACCGGCUCCGACCCGUCCGCCGCCGCCAAAUUCCUCGACGGACUUCUCCACCCUUCGGACUCCGCCACCGCCGUCCCUGGAGACUUCACCUUCCGCGACCGCUUCCUACUCCGCGACCCAGCCGACGCGCUCGCUCUGCCGGGCCUCCUCGUCCUGCCCCAAUCGUUCGGUGCGAUCUAUUUGGGCGAGACCUUCUGCAGUUACAUCAGCAUCAACAAUAGCUCCAGCUUUGAGGCCAGGGACGUCGUCAUCAAGGCGGAAAUACAAACAGAGAGACAGAGAAUACUUCUUCUGGAUACAUCAAAGUCCCCUGUCGAGUCAAUUAGAUCAGGGGGUAGAUAUGAUUUCAUUGUGGAGCAUGAUGUCAAAGAACUAGGAGCACAUACGCUUGUAUGUACUGCUUUAUAUAAUGAUGGUGAUGGAGAGCGUAAAUAUCUUCCCCAGUUCUUUAAGUUCUCUGUUUCAAACCCAUUAUCUGUUAGGACAAAGGUUCGCACCAUCAAGGACAUCACAUAUCUGGAAGCCUGCAUAGAGAACCAUACAAAAUCUAAUCUUUACAUGGAUCAAGUUGAUUUUGAGCCUGCCCAACAAUGGAGUGCUACAAGAUUGGAGGCUGAUGAACAUCCCUCAGCAGUGAAGUCUGCAAUAGGGGACCUCUGUAAACAACCGAUCUUCAUCAGAGCUGGGGGAGGAAUAUACAAUUACCUUUAUCAGCUAAGAUCAUCAUCUGAUGAAGCCAGUCAAACGAAGUCCGAGGGAAGCAGUAUACUUGGUAAAUUUCAGAUAACAUGGCGUACGAACCUGGGUGAACCAGGCCGUUUGCAGACUCAAAACAUUCAUAGCACUCCGACUGCAAGCAAAGAUGUUGAUCUCCGUGCUGUGAAAGUUCCACCUAUCAUAUAUGUGGAAAGAGCAUUCAUGGUCAAUCUGUGCCUUACAAAUCAAACGGACAAAACUGUGGGCCCUUUUGAAGUAUUUCUAGCUCCAAGCAUGUCGGGUGAAGACAGAGCUGUUCUAGUCAAUGGACCACAGAAGUUGAUUUUACCUUUGGUGGAGGCUUUUGAGUCUAUGAAAUUUAAUCUGAGCAUGGUAGCCACCCAGCUUGGAGUGCAAAAGAUUUCCGGAAUUACAAUGUACGCCGUGCAGGAAAAGAAGUACUAUGAACCUUUGCCCGACAUAGAGAUUUUUGUUGAUGCAGAAUAG